CAAACUGACAGGGCAGAAAAGGGCGUUUUAAGCGGCGACACUUUCCUUGAUGGAGCAUAUAAUAUAUGUAUAUCCAUGUAGCUAUAGUAUAUUUUACUACUGUUUUAAUAUCACGUCUGUGUGAAGGAUUUUGCUUCAGCCCGUUGGUAGACGGGCAUCGUACAUCGACACAGGGAUGUGUCCGUAAACCGUAAAUAAACAGAAAAUCGCUUGGUUUUUUCCUUCAGAAAUUGGACCAUUCUGCUCAGAAAAGGGUGAGUUGGAGGUUUGUGGAGAUGGGCAAAUAUCCUGAAUCAGGUGAAACAUUGAACGGGAGUCCAUCGUUGCUCCCAGUCAGCACUGCGGAGCCGGUGAAAGAAGGGAUGCAGUUGAAGAAGGAGAUCUCGCUUCUCAAUGGCAUCAGCCUAAUCGUGGGAAACAUGAUUGGCUCGGGCAUCUUCGUCUCCCCCAAGGGCGUACUCAUCUACAGUGCCUCCUUCGGCCUGUCGCUAGUCCUCUGGGCCAUCGGAGGAAUAUUCUCAGUGGUUGGAGCACUUUGCUAUGCUGAACUUGGCACCACCAUCACCAAGUCGGGUGCCAGCUAUGCCUACAUCUUGGAGUCCUUCGGCGGCUUCAUCGCCUUCAUCCGCCUGUGGACGUCUCUGUUGAUCAUCGAGCCGACCAGCCAGGCUAUCAUCGCCAUCACGUUUGCCAACUACCUCAUCCAGCCGCUCUUUCCCAGCUGUGAUCCGCCUUACGCUGCUUCCCGUCUCAUCGCUGCUGCUUGUAUCUGCUUUUUGACGUUCAUAAACUCGGCUUACGUGAAGUGGGGCACUCGCGUCCAGGACAUCUUCACCUACGCCAAGGUCAUAGCCCUGAUAGUCAUCAUCAUCACUGGCAUCGUGAAACUCUGUCAAAGACACACCAUAAAUUUUGAGGAUUCCUUUCAAGGCUCGUCCUGGAAACCUGGUGACAUUGCCCUGGGCCUCUACUCUGCACUUUUCUCCUACUCCGGCUGGGACACGCUCAACUUUGUCACAGAGGAGAUAAAAAACCCGGAGAGAAAUCUGCCUUUGUCAAUCGCCAUCUCCAUGCCAGUCGUCACGGUGAUCUACAUCCUCACCAACGUGGCUUACUACGCUGUCCUGGACAUGGGGGCUAUUCUUGCGAGUGAUGCUGUUGCUGUGACGUUUGCUGACCACACGUUGGGCGUGAUGAGCUGGACCAUACCCAUAGCUGUGGCUCUCUCCUGCUACGGCGGUCUCAACGCUUCCAUCAUCGCCGCCUCCAGACUUUUCUUCGUGGGCUCUCGCGAAGGCCACCUUCCGCACGCCCUCUCGAUGAUUCACGUGCAGAGAUACACUCCCAUCCCUGCUCUCCUCUUCAACUGUGCCAUGGCGUUGAUCUACCUGGCCGUGGAAGACGUCUUCCAGUUAAUCAACUAUUAUAGCUUCAGCUACUGGUUCUUCGUGGGUCUGUCCAUUGCUGGGCAGAUCUACCUGCGCUGGAAGGAACCGGACAGGCCCAGACCUCUCAAGUUGUCUCUGUUCUACCCCAUUGUAUUCUGCUUCUGUACUGUGUUCUUGGUGGCCGUGCCCCUCUACAGUGACACCAUUAACUCUCUCAUCGGAAUUGCCAUCGCCCUCUCCGGGGUGCCCGUCUACGUACUCGGCAUCUAUUUACCAGAGUCCAAAAGGCCACCCGUCAUCAAAAAACUGCUCCGUUCCCUCACAUACUUCACGCAGUUCACCUGCUGCUGUGUGCUCACAGAGAUGGACAAGGUGGACUAGGCCUGCGCUCUGCCAAGCACGCUGUACACUCACCUUGGGGAUCCAGUAACCUUUGUAGCUUUCAGUUCGUCACACUGGUGGCAGUGCCUGCAGACUGAGAAAUGUCUCCUCAUUAUCCUACGCAUCGACUUCUCCAAAGGUCUUUGAACGUUUCAGGACUUCAUGCCUUAGCAGGAGAUGGUCAGAUCACCAUGUUCAGCAGUGGCUGGCUUCACGCAGCUUCACCUUCGGGGUUUGUUCCAGUGACAUGCAGUGUUGUUGGGUGCCGCUGGUCGGUGCUCGGCUUUGGGGAACCACAAACAGUAUGUACGUGUGGCCUAUGGUGCUGGCUAAUGCACCAACUGCCACCAGGGGUCACUGUGUUGCGGAUUACAGUGGUACCUCGGUAUACGUCCGCUUUGGAAUAAGUCCAACUUGGUAUAUGUCCUGUUUGGACGCAAAAAAUUUUGCUUGUAUUCGACCUUUGUUUGGAAUACGACUCGCGUGCUACAACUUGUAUGGGUCAAAAUCAGUCAGGACACCGCGCACUACCCUUGUUUACCUCUCGAGACAAAGCCAUGACUGCCCAUCAGCGUCAGUACGCCAGUUGCUACCAUUCAGUGAACAACUCGCGCUAUAACUCUUUUCAUUUAUUUCAUCUAAGUGCUUUUGUAUUUUAGUAUUAAGCAGUGUUUAAAUUCUUUUAUACAACCCCAUCAAUGUAUAAUAUACCAAUAACAAUCUGAUUUUUUUUCAUGGGAACGGAUUAAUCAUUUUCCCUUUAUUUCUUAUGGGAAAAAUUCCUUUGGUAUGCGCCCUGUUUGGUUUAAGUCCAAGGAUGUGGAAUGGGAUUAAGGACGAAUACCGAGGUACCACUGUAUUUUCUGCUUCGGUGAUAGACCUGACAUGUUAUCAAAUGUUCUUCGAUACUGUAACACCAGUGUAUACCUCUUAAAAAUAUAUUUUUCAGCUUUUACUAUCUCAGACUUUUUAAUCUCCCUAAGUAUGGCAGCCCAAAGAACAUAACUGACACUGGCUUUCGCAAGCAGGGGGAAUCUUUGGGCAGGUAGAGGUUUCUUUUCAUUUUGGGGAAGCUUGUGGAAUGACAUAGAAGGUGUUCUGGCUCCACCCAAAGCAGCUCUUUGUGUCCAUGCCCAUCUAUGCAGGAAGAUUCAUCAGCGAUGCUGGUAUAAUGCAAUUCGAUUUUUCUGUAUUGUCUUGUUUUUAGCCAAAAAGAAAAAUCGUGUAAGUACCACAUACUGCUCUCUGGAAGGUCGAGCAAGCUCACUGCAUGCAGUGACAUGAACAGCACUGCUCAAUGUCAGCCACUGUGAGCAAUUAACUUCUUGAACCCUAAAGAGGCUGAACAUCCAUUCCCAGUUUGCAUUUUACAGUGCCGGGCACCUCUGCCAAAAGAUGCCUUCACUGACUUUCCUAAAAUUAUAAUGUUUACAGUUUUAUUGAUAUGUAGUUUAGUGUUUGUAAACACAAGUCUUUUUUUCAUCCGUUGUUCCUCUGGAAACACAGGUAAUGGUUUGUAAUGCUUGUGUUGGUUACUGGGCAGAUGCUCGUGGUCUGGUGUUCAGUGUAGGGAUUAAAAAGUUGUGGGGAAAAGUCACAUCCAGCAAUAUCUAUAAUGUUCAAACAGCUGUUUUGUAUAAUUUAUUCUAGAACUUUAAAUAAAGUUUUAUUUUAAACCUUA
Molecule: messenger RNA, 3450 nt
Organism: Paramormyrops kingsleyae
Lineage: Eukaryota; Metazoa; Chordata; Actinopteri; Osteoglossiformes; Mormyridae
Gene: slc7a6
Product: solute carrier family 7 member 6
Biological process (GO): amino acid transmembrane transport
Cellular component (GO): membrane
Molecular function (GO): L-amino acid transmembrane transporter activity
Source: RefSeq, a predicted model, not a curated record